Messenger RNA from Thalassophryne amazonica, 1367 nucleotides. RefSeq names its product actin, non-muscle 6.2-like. The coding region runs from base 16 to 1281 and encodes 421 amino acids. Lineage: Eukaryota; Metazoa; Chordata; Actinopteri; Batrachoidiformes; Batrachoididae. The transcript has 12 exons. The record is from RefSeq and is a predicted model, not a curated record.
AAACCGGCCUUACACAUGCCGGAGCCGUUGUCAACAACCAGAGCGGCGAUAUCGUCCUCCAUUUCUGAAACAGGUGAGGGAGUCUCAGAUGAGUCAGACCAACAUCUGGGGCCGAACACCACCGACACUCACCUGAGACUCACCUGCUGCGAAAUGGAAGAAGAAAUCGCCGCCCUGGUUGUUGACAACGGCUCUGGCAUGUGUAAGGCCGGUUUUGCCGGAGACGACGCUCCUCGUGCAGUCUUCCCAUCAAUCGUCGGUCGCCCCAGACACCAGGGUGUGAUGGUGGGAAUGGGACAGAAGGAUAGCUACGUGGGAGACGAGGCCCAGAGCAAGAGGGGCAUCCUGACCCUGAAGUACCCCAUCGAGCACGGCAUCGUCACCAACUGGGACGACAUGGAGAAGAUUUGGCAUCACACCUUCUACAAUGAGCUCCGAGUCGCCCCUGAAGAGCAUCCAGUGCUGCUGACCGAGGCGCCGCUCAACCCCAAAGCAAACAGGGAGAAGAUGACCCAGAUAAUGUUCGAGACCUUCAACUCUCCUGCCAUGUACGUGGCCAUCCAGGCCGUCCUGUCUCUGUACGCUUCUGGUCGUACCACAGGUAUUGUGUUGGACUCCGGUGAUGGUGUCAGCCACACGGUGCCCAUCUACGAGGGUUACGCUCUGCCUCACGCCAUCCUGCGUCUGGACCUGGCCGGCAGAGACCUGACGGACUACAUGAUGAAGAUCCUCACUGAGAGGGGCUACAGCUUCACCACCACUGCUGAGCGUGAGAUUGUCCGUGACAUCAAGGAGAAGCUCGCCUACGUGGCUCUGGACUUUGAGCAGGAAAUGCAAACGGCAGCUUCGUCUUCAUCGCUUGAGAAGAGCUACGAGCUUCCUGAUGGUCAGGUCAUCACAAUCGGCAAUGAGAGGUUCCGCUGCCCCGAGACUCUCUUCCAGCCGUCAUUCAUCGGAAUGGAAUCUGCUGGAAUCCAUGAGACAACCUUCAACAGCAUCAUGAAGUGUGACGUGGACAUCCGCAAGGACCUUUAUGCCAACACAGUGCUGUCUGGUGGCACCACCAUGUUCCCUGGAAUUGCCGACCGCAUGCAGAAGGAGAUCACGGCCCUUGCCCCACCCACCAUGAAAAUCAAGAUCAUCGCGCCCCCUGAGAGGAAGUACUCCGUCUGGAUCGGCGGUUCCAUUCUGGCCUCUCUGUCCACGUUCCAGCAGAUGUGGAUCAGCAAACAGGAGUACGACGAGUCUGGUCCAUCUAUCGUCCACCGCAAGUGCUUCUAGAAAGACCAUCCUGCUCCACACCAGUAGGGGGAGCCUCAGGCUUCUCAGAUUAUAAACAUGUGAAUAAUGAGCAGUGUGUCUGAAUA